UGAUUGGAUACUUGAAUUUGGGUCUCAACUGAAAGUAGGUCAAUUUUAUUUGCUUGAAUUUAAAUUAGAUCCGUAGAUCCGGGACUUUUUGUCCUCUUUGACAGCCAGUUUCCUAUGCCUUGACCCCUAAUCGCGAUUCAAAAACGGCAACAUAAAAAGGAGCAACAAAUAAAUCACCAUCUUCCCUGCCGCUUUGUUAGCGGUCAAUUGGCAUGGCAAGGCACUUGAAAUUGGUCUUAAUCAUCUGCAUCUUGGCCUUGGUGGCGCAUGCAGCCGUAAAUGAGUCAACAUUGCGACGGCAUCGCUAUGAUUACGGACUUUUUAAUGGCAGCCUAGAGUUGGCAACAGAAGUGAUUACAAAAGAUAUCCAGAGGAAAGAAGGAUCUAUGGAACAAACGAGCCAUGAGCCACAUCUCAUUCGAAGCUCUGUCAUCUUUGGAUUAACCAAAGUGGCCAAUGAGAGCAAUGUGAAUCCCAGAUGCCAUGCCCAUCUCAAACAGGUGCAGCGCGGAAUUCUCAGUAAGCAAGCUUGGGCCAUAAAGGUUCUUGAUGCGUCGGGAACCAAGCCAUCUGGUUUCGUUUUUGGCCAAAACUAUUGGUUGGGAAGUCGGGAAGCAUGUCGUGGCGUCCAGAGACCAGUUGGUAUCACUUUAUCUCGGAACUAUGAGCGAGUGAUGCACUACAGCAUCCUGACACAAAGGGCACCCUUUGGAAUGGACUACCGGGUGAUAUACCUUCGCCACCAAUCACCUUGGCAGGUGGAGAUCAAGGUGAUGUCCGAACAGGUCCUUCACAUUGGUCUAUGCUUACCCAGUUCCUGCGGCUCCGAAGAGGUGAAACAGCUGGCCAGGAACUAUGUGUCCGAAGGUUCAUUCGCCGAAGACGACAUCUUCGACAUGCAACCGGAAGUGCUCUACAUUAAGGAUCUGAAGCUGAGUGAACGCUUUUUCCAGCGAUUGACUUUCCGGCUGGUAGUGGCUGCCAUCCUGGUAACAGGAGCUCUUAUGCUCUGUGCCCAGCAACUGCGGGUGGCCAAGACGGACGGUGAACCAGAUGAGGGUUUAGCUCCUGUGGAAUCGGAGCUCUGGCACGCACUGGAGUCCCUGUUGAAAAGGGAGCCACUUAAGAAAUUUGUAUCCUGCUUUGAUGUGACGAAUAAUUGGAAAAAAAUCUCCGCCACGAGGGAUAACCAGCCAGGGGAAAUCCCAAUCAUGAAUGGACUAAGAUCUGUUUGCGCCAUCUGGAUCCUUAUCUUCCAUGUGGUGUGGUACAUGUACUUUACAGUGCAUAACAAAACAGUGCUGCUGUCUUAUGCGGAGAAGGUCUUCUUCCAGUAUGUUUCUACGGCCCCUCUUCUGGUUGAUGUAUUCUUCACCAUCAGUGGCUUUUUGCAAACCUACAACUUCCUCAGAAAUGUCAAUCAAAUGAAGGAAGUGCGUCGCAAUGGCCUGUGGGGCAAUAUGAAGCUUUUUGGAAAGCUGCUGUUCCACCGAUACCUGAGAUUAGGUCCACUCUACUUGGUGGUGAUGGGUAGCGUUGACUUGGCCUUUGCCUACAUAGGAGACGUUUCGGUCUUCCAUAUUAACGAGAGAUUUGACGAGCUGUGUCCACAGUACUGGUGGAGAAACCUGCUCUUCAUCCAGAACCUUUUCGAUCACCGGGAGAUGUGUGCCAAUUGGAGUUGGAGUCUGGCAUGUGACAUGCAGUUCUUCUUGCUGGCAAACAUUGUACUCUUUAUUUACGCCAAGCAUCCGAAAUUGGCCAAAGCACUUACACUUUCUGGACUCAUGGCCACAAUAAUCUGGUCCUACGGCAUUGGAAUCACCAACAAUUUUGAGUUCUCCUUCGAUUCCACCUAUGCUACUGGCACCCUGAUAUACACGAGUCCUUUUGUGAGGGUUCUACCUUAUAUUGUGGGAGCGAUAGCCGCUUGGUGUUUCCAGGAGAAACAAUUCCAGUUAGAGAUGAGUGAACGACGGACUCGCCGGCUGUGGCAUUUAAGUAUCCAGGUAUUCGUGGGCUGCAUUUACUCCACGGUAAAGCGGGACCUGGGCCAUCUGAUCACCAUAUCACUGUUUGUUCUGGGACGGGGUUUGUUUGCCCUUACUGUUUGCUGGAUGAUCGUGGGCAGUGCAUCCGGAAGUGGCGUUUGGUGGUCACGACUGCUGGAGGCCAAGUUCUUUCAGCAUCUCAAUCGCCUGUCCUAUGCCAUAUAUCUAUUGAAUCCCCUGGUGAUUGCCCUCGUUUACAGUUUGACCAGCACGAGUUCUGCAGUUGAUCCUUUUCUGCUAAGCGUCGUCUGUUGCGGAUUUACGGUGAUCGUCUAUCUUGCCUCCAUCGCCUUUUCUCUGGCUUUUGAGCUGCCCUACAGCAAUCUGUCCAGUUUGCUGCUCAAGGGAAAACCAAAAACCUCAUAAACUGUGAUUACAUCUCAUUGUUAGCAUUAUAUCUAAGUCAGUUAUUAAUAAGAAAUUAUGGUAAAAAAUAUAUUUGGAUAACAAAUCUUAAAUAUUACAAUACAAUUUUG
Molecule: messenger RNA, 2527 nt
Organism: Drosophila eugracilis
Lineage: Eukaryota; Metazoa; Arthropoda; Insecta; Diptera; Drosophilidae
Product: nose resistant to fluoxetine protein 6
Exons: 6
Coding region: 213-2417 (734 amino acids)
Molecular function (GO): acyltransferase activity, transferring groups other than amino-acyl groups
Source: RefSeq, a predicted model, not a curated record